Molecule: messenger RNA, 3340 nt
Organism: Pan troglodytes (chimpanzee)
Lineage: Eukaryota; Metazoa; Chordata; Mammalia; Primates; Hominidae
Product: putative protein phosphatase inhibitor 2-like protein 1
Biological process (GO): regulation of signal transduction
Molecular function (GO): protein phosphatase inhibitor activity
Source: RefSeq, a predicted model, not a curated record
GAGUCUUACUCUGUCACCCAGGCUGGAGUGCAGUGGCACCAUCUCAGCUCACUGCAACCUCCACCUCCAAGGUUCGAGUGAUGUUCAUGAGUCAGCCUCCCAAGUAGCUGGGAUUACAAGCAUGUGCCGUCUUGCUUAGCUCAUUUUUGUAUUUUUCGUAGAGACGGGUUCCACCAUGUUGGCCAGCUGGUCUCGAACUCCUGACCUCAAGUGAUCUGCCUGCCUCGGCCUCCCAAAGUGCUGGGAUUACAGGCGUGAGCCACCACGCCCAGCCUGGAUUAUGCUUUUGAUGUCAAGCCUACGAAUUCUUUGCCUGGCCCUACAUCUCAAAGAUUUUCUCCUAUUUUUCUAAAAUUUUAAUAGUUUUACACUUCACAUUUACUCUGUAAUCCAUCUUUUUUGUUUGUUUAUCUAUUUUUAGAGAUGGGGUCUUGCUCUGUUGCUCAGGCUGGAGUGAAGUGACGUGAUCACAGCUCACUGCAGUAUGUAACCUUUUGGGACUGGCAUUUUUCACUCAGUAUAACUCUCUGGAGAUUCAUCCAGGUUGUUGUGUGUAUCAGUCAUUCUUUUUUAUUGCUGAGUAUUAUUUCAUGGUAUAAGUGUACAAUAGUUGGUUUAACCAUUUACCUGUUAAAGGAUAUCUGGGUUAUCUUUGGCUACAAUGAGUAGGCAGUUAGACAAACAUUUGCAUACAAGGUUUUGUGUGAAGGCAUUGUCUGUGCUUGUGUAUUUGUGUAUGCAAGUUUUCAUUUCUUGGGGCUAAAUACCCAGGAGUACAGUUGCUGGGCAGGAUGGUAGUAGUAUGCUUAGUUGUUGGAUUUUUGUUGUUGUUGUUGGUUUUGUUUUGUUUUUAAGAAACUGCCAAAUCAUCUUCCAGAGUGGCUGUACCAUUUUAUAUUCCCAUCAGAAAUUAUGAGAGAUCCAGUAUCUCCUCUUCCUUGCCAGCAUUUAGCAUUGUCGCUUUUUUUUUUUUUUUUUGAGAAAGAGUUUCACUCUUGUUGCCCAGGCUAGGUACAAUGGCGCCAUCUCUGCUCACCGAAACCUCUGUCUCCCGCAUUCAAGUGAUUCUCCUGCCUCAGUCUCCCGAGUAGCUGGGACUACAAGCAUGUGCCACCACACCUGGCUACUUUUGUAUUUUCAGUAGAGACGGGGUUUCUUCAUGUUGGCCAGGCUGGUCUCAAACUCCCGACCUCAGGUCAUCUGCCCACCUCGGCCUCACAAAGUGCUGGGAUUACAGGCGUGAGCCACCGCACCCAGCCCAUUGUCACUAUUUUUAUUUUAGCCAUCCUGAUAGGUGUGGAGCGAUUAUCUCACUGUGGUUUUAAUUUGCAUUUCCCUAAUGGCUAAUGAUGUUGAACAACUUUUCAUGUGCUAAUUUGCCAUUUUUAUAUCCUCCUUAGUGAAAUAUUACCUUAAGUCUUUUGCCUAUUUUCUAAUUGGAUUUUUAAUGUGUUUUCUUUGUUGAGUUUUGAGAGUUCUUUAUAUACUCUAGAUACUAGUCCUUUGUUCAAUGCAUAGUUUGCAAAUAUUUUCUCCUACUGUGUAGCUCAUUUUUUCAUCCACUUACCAGAUCUUCACAAAGCAACAGUUUUACAUUUUGAUGAAAUCCAAUUUAUCAGUUUUUCCUUUCAUAGAUCAUGCUCUCAAUGUCAAGCCUAAGAAUUCUUUGCCUAGACCUAUAUCUCAAAUAUUUUCUAUUUUUCUAAACUUUUAAGAGUUUUAUGCUUUACAUUUACUCCAUAAUCCAUUGUUUAUUUAUUUUAAUUAAUUGUAUCUGGUAAAGGUUAAGGUAUUGCAUUUCUCUGACAAUUUUUUUUUUUUUGAAACAGAGUCUUGCUCAGUCACCCAGGCUAGAGUACAGUGGUGUGUCACAGCUUAUGACAGCCUCGAACUCCUGGGCUCAAGCAAUCCUCCUGCCUCAGCAUCCCAAGUAGCUGGGACUACAGGCAGGAGCCACCACAUCAACAUAAUUUUUCAUUUUUGUGUAUAGACAGGGUCUUGCUAUCUUACCCAGGCUGGUCUUGAACUCCUGGACUCAAGCAAUCCAAUCCAGUUGGAAUUAAAUUUUUCAUAAGGCGUGAGACUUAGGUCAAGUUUCAUUUUUAUUUUAUUGUCUUACCUAUGGAUGCCCAAUUGUUCCAUUUCACCAUUGUUCAAUUCACUAUUUGUGAAAAAGCCUAUUUUUCUUCCAUUGACUUCCUUUUGCACCUCUUUCAAAAAUCAUUUGGGCAGAUUGUGUGGGUCUUUUUCUACGUUCUCUAUUUUGUUCCACUGAUUUGUGUGUCCAUUCCUCUGCUAGUAACACACAGUCUUGAUUACUGUAGCUAUAAAACAAUACUUGAAAUAGGGCAGACUGAUUUUCACUCACUUUAUUCUUCUUUUUCAAGAAUGUUUUAGGCGUCGGCGUCGCUCCCGCCCUGGAGCUCUAGGCCCGCUUUUCCCCGCUUGGGUCUGGCGUCGGGGUCAUUGUGUCUUGACAACCGCUCCGGUACCCCUUUCCGAGGCAGCAGUUGCGGCCGCUUUAGCCUUGAGCGGGCUACGCGUCUGCCUGCUGGUCUCUGCUAGUGCCGACCCUUCUCUUCGCGGACCCCACGCCAAGCAGCGACCCUGAGCCGACAGGCGGAGCACCCAGCAAUGGCGGCCUCCACGGCCUCGCAACGGCCCCUCAAGGGGAUCCUGAAGGACAAGACCUCUACGACUUCCUCUAUGGUGGCGUCGGCCCAACAGCCCCGUGGGAGUGUCCACGAGCAGCUGAGCAAAAAAUCCCAGAAGUGGGAUGAAAUGAACAUGCUGGCGACAUAUCGUCCAGCAGACAAGGACUAUGGUUUAAUGAAAAUAGAUGAACCAAGCACUCCUUACCAUAGUACGAUGGGUGAUGAUGAAGAUGCAUGUAGUGAUACAGAAACCACUGAAGCUAUGGCAACAGAUAGCUUGGCUAAGAACUUAGCUGCUGCUGAAGGCUUGGAGCCAAAGUAUCGUCAGGAACAAGAAAGCAGUGGAGAGGAGGAUAGUGACCUCUCACCUGAAGAACGAGAAAAAAAGCGACAAUUUGAAAUGAAAAGGACGCUUCACUACAAUGAAGGACUCAAUAUCAAACUAGCUAGACAAUUAAUUUCAAAAGACCUACACGAUGAUGACGAAGUUGAAGAAAUGUUAGAGACUGCACAUGGAGAAAGCAUGAAUACGGAAGAAUCAAAUCAAGGAUCUACUGCAAGUGACCAACAGCAAAAUAAAUCACGAAGUUCAUAGAAGAGAAACACGGUCUUCCUUUGUCACCCAGGCUGGAGUGCAGUGGUGUGAUCACAGCUCACAGUAAGCUCAAACUCCUGGGCUCAAGCAA